AUGAAGUUUUGCCGUCUGAUACACGUGCUGCACCAGGAACAGGGUGCAGAGAACAUAGACACGUAUCGGAGUGAAGUGAAAGGCUACCUGAGCGAUCAGGGAACGGAAAGGCAUCUCUUCGGUUUUCCGUACGAGAAAAAUGCGACCCUGAACAGCCUUGCUCGCGGGCUGCUGUCGGGAGACGUGCAGCUGGAUGAGGUGGGCAACAUUGCUUUUCUGCACAAUGCUUACGGCAUUCCCGGAGUCAUGCACAUUCUUUUCAAUGCCCUUGAAUCAGCUCUCAAAACUUCCCCGUUGUGGGGCCCGUACGAGGCGGAGCUGAGGGCUGUCGGCAAGGUUUUCUCGCAGAAGAGUUACACAGAUCUUGUGCUUGAAUUCACACCUGGCCUGUCAGCAGCAGACCAAGAGCUCAUACGUGGGCUGGAUGUUGCAGUGCUCGACUGGAGAUGGGAAAGCAUCGAGUAUUGUGCAAAGUACUGGAAGCAAGUAGCCCCAAUCCUAAAAGACAAGUGGCAUGGCGGGUCUCUGGGAGCGUCCGAAAGGAAACUUGCCGAGGUGAUUCGUGCUGCUUUGGGCAGCACGAAGAACCGGGCAAUGACCUUGUGGACAAGCGUUCUCUCCGGAGCUGUGGGCCAAUGUUCAAGGUGGCUGGAAGGAUGUUUUUGCCAUGAGCGGGACAUAUCCUUCAGGCAAUCCCGUUCGAGAACGGCGAAGAGGCUGUUGAACCCUGAAACGGGUCCGUCAGCAACGGGGUCCUUGUGUGCGUGGAAAGGAAAGCGUCUGUGUGUGUUCGCCUGGGAUGGCCCUCAGAAGUUUUUGGACAUCAUUCGUGAGGUGAGUGUUAGUGAUUUGAACAAUGAGUUGCUGAAGUUUGACCAGGAGCUGGCAAAUGAGAUUCUGCGGACAGAUGGUCUAGUGCGACAGAACUUGGAAGCGGUCCUGCGAGACAAGUUCGCUUGGUGCCAGAAGCUGCCUUUCAAAGUAGCAGGAAUCUUUCGUUUGUACGUAGAUAAGUCUCUGCCUGAGGUCAUAGAGUUCGCAAAGUCGUGUUUCCAGGAAUAUGCUGCAGCUGCCGAGGCCGGCGUCAGCAUAGAUCCCAUCAGUGUUUUCCUAUGCGGGAAACAAAGUGACGAAAGCCGUCAACUGUGGCAGUUUGCCCAGCAGGACAUCACUCGUGGUCGCACACUGAGGUCGCUGCGACUAUUUCCACAGGCGUUCGUGGAAAUCCAGGAGCGAGCGUGGUGCCCCAUGGCAGAGCGGUUCUUAGAGUCGCAACAUCGAGGCAUCAAGUGGGCUUUUCGCCGAGGCUUCACUAAGGCGAAGCCUGCCGUAACCUGUGCACGGCUUCGUCGGAAUCAGGUCCUGCAAAUGGUGACCAGCGACAGUGACCGAAGGUUGCAUGUGCUGCAGACAUGGACGAAGAGCAAAGCAUUGUAUCAGGACCUGUUGUGCCACGUUUUGAGUCCGACCGAAAUAGCAGGAAUGAGCGAAGCUAAGCGGUUGUCUCGUCUUUACUGCUACAGCUUGGCGGAUCAUUUCCUCGACGUCGACGACAUGGACGUGGCCGCUGAAGCCUUCAAGGCUGCUGCAGCAGCCUUGAAGGACAAAGCGGCGAGUGGGCCAGUCCUGAAGCCCGGCCACAAGCAGUGGGUGAGUUUUCUGAAGCAACAGCUCAGCAACGGCACCCUAUGUUCCUUCCCCCGAAGUAUCUUCGAACUACUUUCAGCAGAUGAUGAGCAGGAGGAGGAGAAAAAGGUCAUCGAUGCCCGACCCGAAAAUCGUGCGUCUGUGAAACAGGGUCUCGCUGAGGACAAAGGCAGAAACGGGAUGCUGGUGCAGAUCUUCUCGGAUGUUCGCCCGAUCACGAAUGUAGACGGUGUUUGCAAUCGUGUUGAGGUGUGUGGGUCUGGGUCGUCUGUGACUAUGCUGGAUCUGUCGCGAGCCUGCACACGUGACCUCGUGUUGUUGAUGUUUCAGCAGGUUUGUGUCUGGUCUGCUGAGUCUGCGGGCAUGCGGUUAGAGAUUCAGAGCGGGCCUGCCGGGCCUGAGGAAGACCUCUUCCCUGCCCUACCAGACAUCAGUGGAGGCGAAUUGGUGGAUGAUGACAUGAUGCUGGAUGUUUUGAGGCAGCAAGUAGUAGACAACUCCUUGAUAGCACAGGCAGACAUCUUGUCAGAGAGGCAGGCAGGCAAGGGGUUGUCAGUGUGCAGUGCCGCCGUUUCUUUAUCCCAAGAGGAGCGGCAGGUGGCGAGUGCCCUCGUGAAUGCCGGUGCUCUGGGGUCGACCGACAUCUCUUUGUCUAGGCUGUCAACAGAACACAACGUGCCAAUGUCCAGUGUUCUCCGCCUAGUGGAGCGAGGCCUCGUGGCGUGCCACCUUGACGACUUCGGGGAUGCCCAGGUCGCCCUGGUGGCUCCGUUUUUGCUGCAGCCCAAAACCUCCUGGGUCGACCCCCUGCCUUUGAGCCAUGCAAGAGUGGAGCUCCUCAACAGGUCCCGAAAGAAGGGUACCAACAAACUUGAGUUUGUGAGGGCUCUUGUGCGAAGUGGAUGGCACUGGCUCAAUCCUGGGCAGGACACCCCUGAGCACAUUUCAUGUGAUGAUGUUCCCGGCUGUUUGCCGAAGAAUGUGUUGACUCUUACCGAGUCGCAUCUGAAGGCUUUGUUCCUAGCACCAUGGAUUUUUCAGAAGCCGGGGAAGUUGCCACGAAUGUUUCACGAGCAGAAGCAGGCGUACUAUGAUUACUUGCUGGCUGCUGCGGAUUUGAGUAGCAUCGCUCACAUGUCGCAGAGCGACAUCACAGCCUUUUUCAGCAAGGACAAAGCAGGCGGACGGCGAGUCCGGGGUCUUGCUCAGAGGCUGCGGGACGAAUGUGAUGUGAGUGGUGAUGAAGGUGAGCAAAGGCCUGUUUUAGAGGACCUUAAAGCCUUUGUAAUGUCGGAGCAGGCCAUUGAGGCCAACGAGCCAAUGGCUUUGCAUCCCGACCUUCGCCAG
Molecule: messenger RNA, 2994 nt
Organism: Symbiodinium sp. CCMP2456
Lineage: Eukaryota; Dinophyceae; Suessiales; Symbiodiniaceae
Source: the annotation of a GenBank genome assembly